UGAAACAGCCGCAAUUCCACAUACAGGACAGUCAACUCCAGCAGGAGACAAACUAAUACAACUUCUACGCUGAAGCAGCCUCACAAACAGUGCGGGGAGGAGGUGAAGUUCGUAUCCGUGUUCGCCUGGAGUUAUGAGUGCGGACACACAGGAACAGGAAGACGAGCUGCUCGCUCUUCACAGUAUCUUCGGUUCGGAGGAGUUCGUCCGGGAUGAGUCGAGGGCUGCCGGAGAAAUCCGAGUAUCUGCUGAGCUGCCGGCAAACUUCACUGUGGCCCUGAAAGAAGGUGAAACUCUGAGGCAGUAUGAGAUGUCAUUCCUCCCUCCUCUGCUUCUGACCUUUGAACUCCCUGAGGACUACCCAUCAUCCUCCCCUCCCUCCUUCAGCCUCACCUGCACCUGGCUGACACACGCACAGCUCUCUUUGCUGGGCGAUCAGCUCACUGAUCUCUACCAGGCCACCGGAGGCGCUGUGGUGCUCUUCACCUGGGCACAGUUUCUUAAAGAAGAUGCUCUCAGGUUUCUGCACAUCCAUACUCUGCUGGAGCUCCCCUCUGUUGAACACAGCACCCAGGACCCAUUACAUGAUCUGUCUUCAGCAGCAGUUGCUCAGGCUGAUCAAAGUGGGCAGGAAGAUUUCCUGCAUGAAGGGAGCGUUUCAUGCCCGCUAGAUCAAAGUGUACAAGGAGCUGCUUCUCUGCCGAUCCACCCGAGAGAGCCCUCUCCAAAUGGAGACCAAACCCUCUCCGGUCUCUCCUUAACUCCGUCACAAGCUCUCCUGUCCCAGCUCUUGAUCUAUGACGCGGACCAGCAACAGAAACAGUUUGCCACCAUGGUGUUUGACUGUGGUGUGUGUUUUAUGAGCUGUCUCGGUUCAGACUGUGUGCAACUGUCCGACUGUGGCCACAUCUUCUGCCAGGUCUGUCUUGGCCAGUUCUGUAAGCUCCAGAUAACAGAGGGGAACGUCCGGGGUGUCACCUGCCCUCAGGCAGACUGCACCGCCACUCCUACACCUGCACAGGUGAAGAGUCUGGUGGAGGAGGAGCUGUUCAGCCGCUAUGAUCGUCUCCUGCUACAGAAUACUCUGGACUGUAUGGCUGAUGUGGUGUACUGUCCUCGGCUUUCCUGUGGUUCGGCCGUCAUUCAGGAGAAGUCCAGCAAUGCAGCGAUGUGCUCUGUGUGUGGCUUUGCUUUCUGUGUCGCCUGCAGAAAGACUUACCAUGGACCUGACUGCCAGGCCAACGGCAAUAUGAAAAAACACACAGAAGAUGAUGCAGAGCAAACCAAAGCAGACCUGCCGCAGUCGCAAGCGGGGUUGAAGGCUCUGUGGGACGACUAUGCCACUGGCAAUAAGCAAAGGCGGCACGUCCUGGAGAGCAAAUACGGCCACAAUGUACUGCAGUUCACUAUGGAGGAGUAUCUGAGUGAGGACUGGAUAGUCUUCAAUUGCAAGCACUGCCCUCACUGCUACACCAGAAUACAGAAGAACAAAGGAUGUAACAUGAUGACGUGUUCUAGGUGUGGACAGCUGUUCUGCUGGGCCUGCCUUGCCAGACUGUCACCACUUGAUGCUUGCGAACACUUUCAGGACAGUCCCUGCUCUUUAUCCCGGUACAGGGGGAUCUAGUCUUGCAGCUACUUACCCCUCCAGCUGCUGGCCACGAUUUUGCACAUUUGCAGUUUUGAAAAAGCACACAAAUGCAAACCUAUACAAAGCAAUGAUGUGGAGCAUGUUUUUAAAAUGAUUAUCAUCUCAGCAGAGUUUGACUCUGAGCAAUCUGUGAUAAACAUUACAGGCUAUAUGGUAGUGUGGUGCAGAUGGGCCAACAAAUUUAGUUACAGUUAUUGCCAAAAAAAAAAAAAAAAAAAAAGCCAAGCACAUAGAAAUGUCACAUUAGUCUCACUGUUAGAGAUAAAAAAAAUGCAACACUAAAUAUUUAACAUUUUACUAUCACUGAUGUCUACUGAAGCUUUACAGUCAUUCACAAUAUCACAUCAUGUCCCAUACUCUCCCAUGACCAGUAGAGGGCGAUAAAUAACAAGAUACCAAAUCCCUCCUGGCUCUAUCAAAGCAUGCUUUAUCAUUUAGUAUUUAGUAAUCAAACAGAGCAUCAGUGAAAAUUCUCUGACAUGCAUGUUUGCUGCUCUGGAUAAAAGAAUCUAUGAAAGAAAAUCGCCCAGUGUGCACGUUUCAAGCUAAGUCAGAGUGUCCAUACACAAGCCAUACUUCCUCUCCUGUUAUGAUUAGGGUACCUAGUGAAGAUGCAGCUGACGAUUGUUUUCAUUUUCAAACAAUCUACCACUUAUUUCUUCUAUAAACUGUUUGAUCGCUUAAACUAUUACAUUAGCAAGUAGUAAAGAAUUCCCAGAGCCAGUGGUGACGUCUUCAAAUUCUUGUUUUCUCCAUAACACCAGCAGUUCAUAACCCAAAGCAUAUUCCUUUUACUGUCACAUCUGACUAAGAAAGCAAGCAAACAUUCUCAUUUGAGAGGUUGAAAUCAUUAAAAUUUUGCUUCAACAAGAGAUCAUCUUGCAGUGGGAUCACACCAGCUGUGAUUUCCCUCAAUGUGUUGACGUUUGGAGUACUCAUGGGUUGGACCUCACUCACCUCUGAACUAAGCCUUGAUUUUGAUCUCAAUCACACACCUGUAAAGUUUGGUGACUGCAUCUUGCAGUUUGUGACACUAUUGAGUUGACAUGCAGGCAGACAGACAGACACACAGACACACAGACAUACAUUCAUGUUCUUGCCAAACAACUCAUCAUUUAUCUCUUGCCAAUGACACAUUGUACUUUCACUCACUGUGUUUAAUGUUGUACAUUUUGUGUAUAAAACGAGAGGACAUUUUCCUUUAAGCAGUUGAUCAUGUGAAGAUGGUUAGACAAACUGAAUAAAUCUGGCAAAGUUCACCUGUUUCAAUCAUCAUUCAAUCAUGAUCAGUGACCUUAAAACAAAUGUGGGCCAGUG
Messenger RNA from Chelmon rostratus (copperband butterflyfish), 2968 nucleotides. RefSeq names its product E3 ubiquitin-protein ligase RNF14-like. The transcript has 7 exons. The record is from RefSeq and is a predicted model, not a curated record. The coding region runs from base 134 to 1627 and encodes 497 amino acids. Lineage: Eukaryota; Metazoa; Chordata; Actinopteri; Chaetodontiformes; Chaetodontidae. Gene Ontology annotation, cellular component: cytoplasm; ubiquitin ligase complex. Gene Ontology annotation, biological process: ubiquitin-dependent protein catabolic process; positive regulation of proteasomal ubiquitin-dependent protein catabolic process; protein polyubiquitination. Gene Ontology annotation, molecular function: ubiquitin protein ligase activity; zinc ion binding; ubiquitin conjugating enzyme binding.